GAGCGAUCACUGGAUCCUACAAAGGCCUUAUCCUUAUGUUCUUGUUCCAAUCCAGCUGUACAAUGCUUACCCAUCUCUGGGAUUUCUGAUUCCGAGCCGCAGGAAGAUUAUUCAAAAUCUCGUGAAGGUGCAUGAAAUCUUUGAAGGUUUCUUCAAAGCUGCCAAAGAGACGUUGAGUGAGAACAGCAUCCAGACACUCAGCGAGGCCUUAAUUCUGAGGCAUCAGCAGGAGCUGGGAGGUGAAGAUUUAGAGAGUAAGAAAAAGGAUAUCGUGGUUACAAUCACUGACCUGUUUGGUGCUGGCACAGAAACCACCUCCACUACCAUCUGCUGGGGACUUCUUCUGAUGGUAAACUACCCAGAAAUCCAGAGUAAGGAAUCCUUCACUCUGU
This is a messenger RNA of Chiloscyllium plagiosum (whitespotted bambooshark), 392 nucleotides long. Lineage: Eukaryota; Metazoa; Chordata; Chondrichthyes; Orectolobiformes; Hemiscylliidae. The record is from RefSeq and is a predicted model, not a curated record.